AUGUUCAUCCAUUUGGAAGUUUAUUAUUACACUUUCAUCCUGAUGGCGCACAUGAAGUCUUGCAGCAGUUGGUCAGUGAAUAAUUUCCUGAUGACUGGCCCAAAGGCCUACUUGAUCUACUCCAGCAGUGUGGCCGCAGGAGCUCAGAGUGGGAUUGAAGAGUGCAAGUAUCAGUUUGCGUGGGACCACUGGAACUGUCCAGAGAGGGCUCUUCAGCUCUCCACCCACAGUGGACUCAGAAGUGCAAACCGAGAGACAGCAUUUUUCCAUGCUAUUAGUUCUGCUGGAGUCAUGUACACCCUCACCAGGAAUUGCAGCCUCGGUGACUUUGACAACUGUGGGUGUGAUGACACCAGGAAUGGCCAACGAGGUGGCCAAGGAUGGCUAUGGGGAGGUUGCAGUGAUAACGUGGGAUUUGGAGAGGCAAUCUCCAAGCAGUUUGUGGAUGCGCUGGAAACCGGACAGGAUGCACGGGCUGCAAUGAACCUGCACAACAAUGAAGUAGGACGCAAGGCAGUAAAAGGAACCAUGCAGAGGACAUGCAAGUGCCAUGGAGUGUCUGGCAGCUGCACCACACAGACCUGCUGGCUGCAGUUGCCAGAGUUUCGAGAGGUGGGCAACUACCUAAAGGAAAAAUAUCACAGGGCUCUGAAGGUAGACCUGCUGCGUGGCGCAGGAAACAGUGCGGCCAGCCGUGGAGCGAUUGCAGAGACCUUCAGCUCUAUCUCACGUAAAGAGCUGGUGCAUUUGGAGGAUUCCCCUGACUACUGCUCGGAGAACCGCACUCUGGGUUUGCCAGGCACAGAGGGUCGUGAGUGCUUGAGGAAGGGCAAGAAUCUAAGCAAAUGGGAGAAGCGUAGCUGCAAGCGACUGUGCGGAGAGUGCGGUCUUGCUGUAGAGGAGCGCAGGGCUGAGACAGUGUCCAGCUGCAACUGCAAGUUCCACUGGUGUUGUGCUGUCAAAUGUGAGCAGUGCCGUAAAACUGUCACCAAAUACUACUGUGUGAAGAGGACCAAACGGGUCAAGAAUGAAAGUUCCAGCCAUAGGAAAAGCUAUCGGAUAAAGAAGAAGUACUAGAGAUGUCCUGAACUGUUUGCAGUGGUGGCCUAGCAGAUAGUUAUGCUAGCAGAUGCAUCUGUCCCAGAAAACACCCUUAGCUUGUAAAUUAAAGAACUUGUGAUCUCUAAAGUUUCAACUGAACAUUAAUGGAGAAAAUCAGAAAAAUAAGAAUGCUUUAAUGGAAGCCAGGAUCUCCAGAGCUGAUAAUAUAAACACCUCAGUUAAUGUAAGAUUCAUUUAAAGCGUUUCAAAAUCCCUCUUAUUCAUCUUUCUACAUUUUAUACAUUAUAAGCACAAUAUAGCACAAUAGACUGUAAAUAACCCAUUUCCUAGAUAAUUUAUUGGAAUGAUCAAACACAAGGUGUUUUGAAUUCAUCAUUGGGCCACAUUUGGAAUCAUUUCUUGCUUAAUGUUUUCUCGUCUGUUUCAUUCUGUUUUAGCAUUCCUACAAUAGUUUU
Xyrauchen texanus (razorback sucker) is the source of this 1517-nucleotide messenger RNA. Its product is annotated as protein Wnt-8b-like. NCBI's taxonomy places the organism in Eukaryota, Metazoa, Chordata, Actinopteri, Cypriniformes, Catostomidae. Gene Ontology annotation, biological process: neuron differentiation; canonical Wnt signaling pathway; cell fate commitment. Gene Ontology annotation, cellular component: extracellular region. The transcript has 6 exons. Gene Ontology annotation, molecular function: cytokine activity; frizzled binding. The record is from RefSeq and is a predicted model, not a curated record. Bases 1 to 1077 code for a protein of 358 amino acids.